Molecule: messenger RNA, 2498 nt
Organism: Nothobranchius furzeri (turquoise killifish)
Lineage: Eukaryota; Metazoa; Chordata; Actinopteri; Cyprinodontiformes; Nothobranchiidae
Gene: vangl2
Product: VANGL planar cell polarity protein 2
Biological process (GO): Wnt signaling pathway, planar cell polarity pathway; multicellular organism development; establishment of planar polarity
Cellular component (GO): plasma membrane
Source: RefSeq, a predicted model, not a curated record
GUGUGUGUCACACAACUACUCGCAUCAGAACGCUGUAAUUCACACUAGAUUGUCUACUUUUAGACAAAUAAACACAUUUUGUACGACGGGCCACGGCCGUGUUUGGUUUAGUUGGAAGACUUUAGAGCAGCUGUGCUGGAUUGCUCAGCAGCACGUCCUCCACUCCGAGAAGCCCAGAAUAGCUUGUUGCAUAUCUGCUUUUUAUUGGCUGAAACACACUGGGGACCAAGUUGUUUGAGGUUCCUCAUGAAAAAGGAAAAGUCCCUGAAGGUGGGAGAAUGGGCUCGGCUAUGUCCUGAGCUGCACACAAACUUUCAACACAGCAGCGGGUGCCAACAUUUCAACAAUGCCGUCUCUCUUCUUGUUGCUGCUGCUUGUCUUCUUUUCUUUCUCCAGAUCUCCAAGAUAGAGUCCUUCAGGAGUAAAGUGGACCUGCUACGUCUACCUUUGACCCUUUCUUCCAAGUCCAUCAGCAAACGCAAGAGCCAGUUGGGUGUAGUCUGGGCAAAGGGCGGCGGCUCGGGUUCAGGAGUAGCACAGAAACUCCGCCCACCGCUGGCCUCCGACAUGGACAACGAGUCAACGUACUCGGGCUACUCCUACAAGUCUUCCCACUCACGAAGUUCCCGGAAACACAGAGAGAGAAGAGAUAAGCAUCGCUCCAAGAGUCGAGACGGAGCUACUCGUGGAGACAAGUCCGUGGUCAUCCAGGUCCCAGGAGAGCCGCUGCUGGAUGCAGAGUCCACCGUAGCUGAUGAGAGGGACGAUAACUGGGGGGAGACCACCACUGUGGUUACAGGGACCUCUGUGGACAGCAUCUCCAAUGAAGACCUGACCCGCAUCUCUAAGGACUUGGAGGACUCCAUACCCCUCGACUGUCACCGCUACGUCAGCCCAGUUCUGGGAGCCAUGUUGGGGCUCCUCUCUGUGGUCACUCCUCUGGCCUUCUUGGCCCUCCCACAGCUCCUCUGGCGGGAUACCCUGGACCCCUGUGGGACGCCCUGUGAGGGUCUUUACAUUUCUCUGGCCUUCAAGCUCCUCAUCCUCCUCAUUUCCACAUGGGCGCUGUUCCUACGCCCUUCCCGAGCCACGCUGCCACGCUUCUUUGUCUUCCGCUGCCUGCUGCUAGCACUUGUGUUUCUUUUUGUGGCAUCUUAUUGGCUCUUCUAUGGAGUGCGGGUGUUGGAGCCCAGGGAGACGGACUACAGAGGGAUCGUGGGGUACGCCGCAUCUUUGGUGGAUGCGUUGCUCUUCAUUCAGUACCUCUCCCUGGUGUUGUUGGAAGUGCGACACCUGCAGCCCGCUUUCUGUCUGAAAGUUGUCAGGACCACCGAUGGAGUGAGCCACUUCUAUAACGUGGGUCAUCUCAGUAUUCAACGGGCAGCAGUGUGGAUCCUGGAUCAGUAUUAUAGUGACUUCCCCGUCUAUAAUCCUGCUCUGCUCAACCUCCCCAAGUCCAUCCUCACCAAGAAGAUGUCCUCCUUCAAAGUCUACAACCUGGAGGAAGCAGAUAACGGCACCAACAACUCCACAAGCCAGUCCAGAGCCAUGAUUGCAGCCUCCGCUCGGAAAAGAGACAAUUCCCAUAACGAGUACUACUAUGAGGAGGCAGAGGUGGAGCGGAGGGUUCGCAAACGCAAGGCCAGACUAGUGGUGGCGGUAGAAGAAGCCUUCACCCACAUUAAACGUCACCAGGUGGACGAGUCACCUACUCCCGCCACCAAACAUCCACGGGAGGUGAUGGACCCUCGGGAGGCCGCCCAGGCCAUAUUCGCCCCCAUGGCACGGGCCAUGCAGAAGUACCUCCGGGCCACCAGGCAGCAGUCGUACCACAGCAUGCAGAGCAUCAUCAAUCAUCUGCAGUUCUGUAUUACCCACAACAUGACCCCCAAGGCCUUCCUGGAGCGUUAUCUCAACCCAGGCCCCACCCUUCAGUACUUGGACAACAACAGGGGGCGCCAGUGGACACUAGUGAGUGAGGAGCCAGUGACAGCCUCCCUCCGUCAUGGUCAGGUCUUCAGCCUGAAACGCCUUGACUUCUCCCUGGUCGUCACGGUAACGCCCCUCCCCUUCCUGCGCGUGGGCGAGGAGUUUAUCGACCCCAAAAGCCACAAGUUUGUCAUGAAGCUUCAGUCUGAGACAUCGGUGUAGGCUGGAGGAAGUUGGUUAGUCAAAGAUACUAAUCCUGCAGGGCGUUGUUUUUCUUGUCGACUGUUUUAGUAUGAAGCUAUUUUACAUGGUGAAUGACUGAUGACAAACGUGUCCAGCGAGGAUUAUGUGUUUAUCACCAAGCUGUUUGGGCAAUGUAGGACCAGAAAUACUCACUCAUGGUUCUGAUUGGUUCAGGGAAGAAAAAGGAGAAGCUGACUGUUUGUGAUAAUGUGCUGGGCGCUUCCUCUUCCGCCCAGAGUCAAAGACUUAAAAAACGUUGUUGUAUGGACUGUGGCUAGAAACAAAAGCUCUCCAAAGUUCACAUUAAACACUGGAUUCUUGUUUUA